This is a messenger RNA of Harpegnathos saltator (Jerdon's jumping ant), 546 nucleotides long. RefSeq lists its product as uncharacterized. The record is from RefSeq and is a predicted model, not a curated record. Lineage: Eukaryota; Metazoa; Arthropoda; Insecta; Hymenoptera; Formicidae. The coding region runs from base 136 to 393 and encodes 85 amino acids. The transcript has 3 exons.
CAACCCACGCAUGCCUUACACGUAGCUCGUGCGCGAGGACACGUACAACGACGAACACGACAAGUGAUAUGGGCUUCUAAAGUGACAUCCGCAUCCGCAGAGAGACACCUCAGCACCUUCACCACGUGCCUCGAGAUGUUCGCACCGAGUCCACACCGAAUAUGCAACGCACGGACAGUCGAGCAGGAGCAAGCCAAGCUGCAGAAGAUCAAGGAGCUGACGGGCAUCUUAAAGGCCACGGACGAGAACCUCACCGUGUGCGAGGAAAUACUGGCGACUUAUAUAAAGAAACGGUUGAAGGAAAAAAGGGAGGAAAUGCAAAGAAGAAACGAAUUAGAAAACAAGAUGGCUGAAAUAUUGGAAAAUCUGAAGACGCGAUUGUUGGUUGAAUGAGUCGAAUAUUUGAAAUCUAUAUAUUUUUAUCAGUUAAUUGUAUGGUUUUCUAAUAAUCAAUGGCUUAUUAUUCUUUAUGUUACUUGUUAUUAUAUUUCGUUAUUAUAUUUACGUUUCAGAAAAAUAAAACUAUAUUCUACUGGUUUUAUUGCA